CUUUGGCUAUAAUUCUAUCUGGUAGGUUGCAUGCCGUGGGACAGCCCAACUAUGCUCCCUAGUGGUCAAGGCCCGAAUUUAAAGGACAUCAGAGAAGAAUGGAUCAAAGUUAGAGAAAGUUAGGCCUGUAUAAAGUUGAUAAAGAUGCAUUCAUUUCUGUUAGAAAAUAAUCACAUGACAUAUUGGGUGUUUUCAUGAGAGAAACAGGAGUUUAUAUGUCUACUCCACCGAGAACAAGUGGAGUUGGUGCACUUGGCUACUUCGUCCCGACUCUUUCGUUGUGCUCAACCCCACCGCAUUGACGAAGACGGAUCUAAUGCGCGGUAGGCUACAGAGGGAAGAAAGGACAACACACGGACUAUAUUUCCACGAGGAGGAAAAUAAAUCGAUAAAAAAAAGAAAUUAUUCUACUUUAAAGGUCUCCUCUGCAGCCUCUGCUCUGUCCUGACUGAGAGCCACUGGUGUGUUGCCCACUUUCUCACUGCAUCAUGGGUACCUUCUCCAGCAAGGACGGCCAUGGACCCACAGGGCCCAGCUUGGAUUUGUUCCAAACUCCUCCUACUUCUCCAGUAACCUCCACCCUGCCUACUCUCACUCCGAUCACACCCUCUACACCAGGCCAGCCAGCAGCCCCAGUACCAGUCACAGCCCUAUCCCCAGCACCAGUCACAGCCCAAGGCCCAGCACCAGUCACAGCCCAAGGCCCAGCACCAGUCACAGCCCAAGGCCCAGCACCAGUCACAGCCCAAGGCCCAGCACCAGUCACAGCCCAAGGCCCAGCACCAGUCACAGCCCAAGGCCCAGCACCAGUCACAGCCCAAGGCCCAGCACCAGUCACAGCCCAAGGCCCAGCACCAGUCACAGCCCAAGGCCCAGCACCAGUCACAGCCCUAUCCCCAGUACCAGUCACAGCCCCAGUACCAGUCACAGCCCUAGCCCCAGUACCAGUCACAGCCCUAGCCCCAGCACCAGUCACAGCCCUAGCCCCAGCACCAGUUACAGCCCCAGCACCAGUUACAGCCCUAUCCCCAGCACCAGUCACAGCCCAAGGCCCAGCACCAGUCACAGCCCUAUCCCCAGUCACAGCCCAAGGCCCAGCACCAGUCACAGCCCCAGCACCAGUCACAGCCCAAGGCCCAGCACCAGUCACAGCCCCAGCACCAGUCACAGCCCUAGCCCCAGCCCUAAGUGGGAAGAGACUCCUGCCCGUCAGCCCAGGCUACUCUGUGAUUGGUCCUGGGUUUAUCUCCCUGCAAGGAAGGACAGGAAGUAAUGCAGCAGUGCCUGAAGGGUGGGUUGUGAUGGGGUGUAAUGGAGGCCCCACCAGGUCUAGUCCCAGGAUUCCUGUACCCCAGGGGAAGAGCUCAUCGAUGAGCCCCACCAAGACUCCUUCAUCCCUGGGUAGCUCCCUGUCCUCGGCCAGCCCGAUUAGCCUGGUCAGCCCCUCGGGGCAGAGCGAGAAGGACAGUGGGCUGAGCCUGACCACGCUGGAGCACCAUGGGUCUGCAGACAACCAGGGUGAGAUUGAGAGGCUGGUGGAGGAGUGUAGGACAGCACUGGGUCUCAGUCAGUAUGCAACACUAAACAGCGCAGAUGUGUUGAAGCAUCUGCUAGUGGAGCGCCAGGAGUUGACCGCUGAGGUCCAGAGUCUGCGGGAGACCAUGCAGACGGAGCGAGUGGAGUGGAACCAGUUCCAGUCUGACCUGCAGGUGGCGGUAGCAGUGGCCGACCGACUGAGGGCCGAGGCCGAGGAGGAGCUGAACACGCUCAGAGCGGCUCAGAUGGAUACAGAGCGGGAGCUGGAGGCUGCCCAGCAGAGACAGAAAGAGACUGAUGGGCAGCUGGUCAGCCUGAGAGGAGAGCUGACGGAGAGCAGGCAGAAACUGGUCCACCUCACCCAGAACCAGGGACCAGGACAGGCCCAGGCUCAAGCCAAGACCCAGGGCAUGGAGAGGGCUACUGGGGAGACCAGCACACUGGAGACCCAGGAGGGGACACACCGGGGAAGGGAGAGGGGGAUCAGUAGGUUUGGCCGAGGAAGAGGAGAUGACAAGAUGGAGAAGAGGAGCCAGGAAGAAGGGAAUAAGAAUAUAAGUGUGAAAGAGGCUCGAACGGACACUAAGGGCGUGGCCAACAGGUACUUGAGGAACGUGACCAAUGAGGAGAGGAGUGGAGAGGAAGGGUGUAGCAUGAGGGAGACACAGAGGAUAGUCACACAGGCGAGGGCAAGAAGCCUUUCUAGACUACCCGCAUCUUCAGACUCCCCUGCUGUAAUGAAUGGAACAUCCCAGUCCAAUACUGCCACAAUAGCUGGAUCUAUAAACAAGAACCAAAGUCAAACCAGAGGAAGAAAAGGGCUAGAAUGGCAGGACAGUUGGUCCAGCACUCACACAGGGAAACGGGAGGAGGCAUUGAACCAGUACAACUCUGCCCUGGCAGAGCUGCCCCCAAACACGACCUCUAAGACCAGGUCUCAGGAUGGCUUUAAUCUACUGCUACGCCGCCAUGGAGGCUCCAAGAGGAACUCUCUUCUGCGCUGGUGUCAGAGCCGCACUCAGGGCUACAAGAAUAUUGACAUCACUAACUUCAGCAGUAGCUGGGCGGAUGGUCUGGCCUUCUGUGCUGUGUACCACACCUACCUCCCUUCACACAUCCCCUACUGCACCCUUAGCCCUGACAACAAGAGUGAGAACCUCAGCCUGGCAUUUAAGACGGGAGAGAAUGUUGGAAUCACAACAUCACUGACCAUGGAGGAGAUGCUGAGGGCCGGAGGACCAGACUGGCAAAGAGUUCUGGGAUACGUGGAGUGCAUGUAUCGUCACUUUGAGAUGUAACGCCCAGGACUGUGUGCUUGAGGGAAACCUCGGCGGGAGGUACAGUUCACUGCUAUUGGUGGAAGAAUGGGGAGUGGGAGUCACUCCUCUACUAGCUGAUAUGGUCAUUGACAGCCAUAUAGAGAAAGUUAGGCUUUGUUGGCACAACAGAGCCCCCUUCUGGUCAAGAGUGCAGGUACAGGUUGCUGUAAAUGUCUACACUGGGACCCCAUCAGAAGGUUACACAAAGUAACUGAUCUUAUCAUACCAAACCUUUGCUUAACUCCUAAACUUUUUCUCAGCAGUGCCAUCUAAAGCUGCUGAUCUGUGUCCAGUGCCUUUAGUACCACAGUCUUCCAUUUAAAACAUGUUCAUGUUUUCUGUCCGUUUUAGCACUCUGUAAAUAUGCACUUUUAAUAAGCACUUUGAUUGUAAUUUAAGGGAGGAAGGGGAAAAGGGAGUGUAUUGGAUGCAGUCUCCCUGUCUAGCAAUCCAUUGAUUCUUAUGUAACUAAAAUGUGAACGCUGACUAUGUUGCCAAAGAUGCAGAAUAAAUAAAAUGGGCAAUAUAAAGCUAA
Molecule: messenger RNA, 3390 nt
Organism: Oncorhynchus nerka (sockeye salmon)
Lineage: Eukaryota; Metazoa; Chordata; Actinopteri; Salmoniformes; Salmonidae
Product: cytospin-A-like
Exons: 11
Coding region: 489-2834 (781 amino acids)
Biological process (GO): actin cytoskeleton organization
Cellular component (GO): filamentous actin; microtubule organizing center
Molecular function (GO): protein binding
Source: RefSeq, a predicted model, not a curated record